Hibiscus syriacus is the source of this 1543-nucleotide messenger RNA. Its product is annotated as peroxisomal membrane protein PEX14-like. Gene Ontology annotation, biological process: protein import into peroxisome matrix, docking. Gene Ontology annotation, cellular component: peroxisomal membrane; peroxisomal importomer complex. Gene Ontology annotation, molecular function: signaling receptor binding. Lineage: Eukaryota; Viridiplantae; Streptophyta; Magnoliopsida; Malvales; Malvaceae. Bases 200 to 1333 code for a protein of 377 amino acids. The record is from RefSeq and is a predicted model, not a curated record. The transcript has 12 exons.
UCUUCCUCGCCCUUCAUGUGAUCAGCUGUAAAGAUUUCAUUCAUUCGAAACAAUAAUCGCUUUAAGUUAUGGAUGUAUAAGUAGCAAUUUAAGAAUCGUGUUUUCUACAAGGAACGGUUGGAAGGGGGGGGAAAAAAAUCCAAGGGAGAGAAAUCAAGAGAAACUUCAGAAGAAUUGUGUAUCUUUAAACUCUGAACCAAUGAGGGAGGAGCUAGUGGAGAUGGCUGUUAAGUUUCUAUUACAUCCGACUGUCGGAAGAAGUCCGAUUAGCCAGAGGCGUUUGUUUCUCGAGAAUAAAGGCCUUACGAGUGAUGAGAUAGAUGAAGCCUUUCGUCGUGUUCCUGAUGCUACAUCAAGUGUAUCAUUUCGACAAGACAUUAACUCGAGUCAAGAUGUGCAAUCAAAGCCAUUUGCUAGUGUUCAACUACAAGGCACACCGCAGUCCUCCCAACCUCUGGCGGAAUCGAUGCUCACAGUUUCUCGAUCAUCCCGGUUUUCCUGGUCAUACGCAAUUGUUUCUGUAGUGCUACUUAUUUUUUCUGGCGCCGGGACUUCCAUGCUCCUAAAGAAAUUCUUUUUGCCCGGGUUGAAGUCAUGGAUCCGUAAGGUUGUUCUGGAAGAGGAUGAUGACGAUGAAGGAAGACACUCGAAACAAAGCUUGUCUAAAGAAGCGAUCGAAGCUGCCAAGGCAGCUGCAGUGGCUUCCGUCGUUGCUGCAAAAUCUAGUCUGCAAAUGUUGCAGUCAAAUAAAGAAGAGGGGAGACACUUUGAUGUUCUGUUAAGACGUUUAGGCAUCCAUAUAGCAGAACUGAGGUCGAUGAGUAUAACGGUACAGAGACUGGAUAGUGCUAGGACUGCUUCCUACAAACACACUGAUCAGUACAGUCAGCGCACAUCACAGAAUGGACUUGAUAGCAAUCUGUCAAAGGCAUCUGUCGUACACGGAGAUUACCCAAGAAACUUCCCCAGUCCGAUGAAAUUUAGAACAAGUGGUGUGCCAAAUUUUGAUAGUUCAGGAACUUCUACAGUUAGGCCUUCAUCUGCAUCUUCGAGACCCUCUGCCGGCCAGCACCCAAAGUCUUAUAUGGAGAUCAUGGGUAAGAUACAAAGAGGAGAGAAACCUCCUGGAAUAAAAGAUAUCGACGAUUCACCUCCAAAUCCUCAGAUAACUCCAAGACUUAAGCCUUGGGAAUCUCGACUGCAGAACAACUUCGGUUACACACCGGGAAAAGGGUUUUCUCAGCCAAAUGGAGAGAAUGGACAGCCAUGGUGGAGACGUAAUAAUAAUACCAACGGUAGAGUGGAAGCCGGGAGUCCGAGGAUCGACAAAUAGCCGGUUCAGCAGUCUUCAGGUAUCUCACUCCCCCCCAAUAUUAAGAGUAGAGGGUCUCGUCCCAAAUCAUCGGCUUCCGGUUGAGAAGUAUGGAAUUCAUGAUUCAGAAGAUAUGCAUAAGAACACUGUAUACUUUGUUGAGUUGGUCUAGUUACAGGUGGAAUGGUCAUCUUUGGUUUGAAGUUUGAGAACAAAAUCUAUAGAAAUGUU